AUCAGGCACUUACAUGUCAGACACCGCCCAUUUGUAACCCUCGUUAGGCCCGCCCAUUUGAGUUAUCCGGAAGAUAAAAAGGGUUAGCUGCCGUCUUUUCUUUCUAUGACGAAAGUCAGACUCUUUGAACUUCAACAACAAAUGACUAUUUAAAGUAACUUCCUCGGCAAACCGAAAAAUAGUGUAUAUAAUAACUCGCGUAAUAACUCGCGACGACGGAGCCUUCGUCAUUCCCGGCAGACAGCUUGCUAGCUGUUGCGGUUAGCCUUUUCUUUUGCUAACUUUCAGCUUGAAAUUUCACAGCUCCUUCUAUUGCGCAAGUUUGCUGCGUCCCAACCCGCUCCUGGAGCUUUCACCAUGGGAUCCAGAGCUUCCACCUUGCUCCGGGAAGAGGAGAUCGAAGAAAUUAAGAAGGAGACCGGCUUCUCCCACAGUCAGAUCACUCGUCUGUACAGCCGCUUCACCAGCUUGGAUAAAGGGGAGAACGGCACCCUCAGUCGAGAAGAUUUCCAGAGGAUUCCAGAGUUGGCCAUCAAUCCCUUGGGAGAUCGGAUCAUCAACGCCUUCUUCCCUGAAGGCGAGGAUCAGGUGAACUUCCGAGGCUUCAUGCGGACCCUGGCCCACUUCCGGCCCAUCGAGGACAGCGAGAAGAACAAGAACCCUGCCGCCAGCGAGCCGCUCAACAGCAGAACCAACAAGCUGCUCUUUGCGUUCCGUUUGUACGACCUGGACCGAGACGACAAGAUCUCCCGAGACGAGCUUCUGCAGGUGUUGAGGAUGAUGGUGGGCGUGAACAUCUCGGACGAGCAGCUGGGCAGCAUCGCCGACAGAACCAUCCAGGAAGCCGACACCAACGGCGAUAACUCCAUUUCCUUCACCGAGUUCAUCAAGGUUCUGGAGAAAGUGGACGUGGAGCAGAAAAUGAGCAUCCGCUUCCUGCACUGAGUGACUAUCAUCAUUUAGGCAAUCCUGCACCCCCCCCCCCCCCCCCCCCCCCAUCCUCCCUUGUCCUUUGCUGAGUGGUCAGCAGGUGACUGUGGUCCUCACCUCCAGUAGACCCCAAAGCCAAACGCCUCGUGCACGUUUUGUUUUUCUUCUCCUAUUUAUCAGCAACCGCUGUAAAAAAAAAAAAAAAAAAGACAUAAGCGCACGCUACGUGCACCGUGCUGCUUUGUUAUGCUAAUAUCACAUAGGAUUCCACUUGAAUACCCUGAUUGGCUUCUCCUUGUCUGAUGUUUAGUCUCAUUUUUAAGUUUUCAGAGCAGCUUCAGUACCACCACUUGAUUUUCAUGGGCUGUACUGGAAUAAUGAUGUAAACAAAACAAAGCGGUAUGAAGGAACGCCAGCCGACUGCUGUGGCUUUACAUAUGAAUAUCUAGUGUAGUAUAUGUAUAUAUUAUACAUAAAUACUAGUAUGUGCUCCUGAUGGAUGGCUAAAAUAACAUGCUGUGCUUCAUCUCCUCUUAGAAAGAAAGUUAUUUGUGUAUAGACAGGAAGGGAAGGGUUCCAGAUGAAUAUAAUAAGGAAAUAGUAUAUAUGUGUCACGAAUGGAAACAGGAAGUACAACCUUUUUAAGUUCAUAUUCUUUAAUGUCUGUCAAACAACUAUUGCACAGAUUUAUUUCAAUAAAAAUCAGGUGCCAUCUU
Doryrhamphus excisus (bluestripe pipefish) is the source of this 1646-nucleotide messenger RNA. RefSeq names its product calcineurin-like EF-hand protein 1 (gene chp1). The record is from RefSeq and is a predicted model, not a curated record. Lineage: Eukaryota; Metazoa; Chordata; Actinopteri; Syngnathiformes; Syngnathidae. Gene Ontology annotation, molecular function: calcium ion binding.